Molecule: messenger RNA, 399 nt
Organism: Miscanthus lutarioriparius
Lineage: Eukaryota; Viridiplantae; Streptophyta; Magnoliopsida; Poales; Poaceae
Source: the annotation of a GenBank genome assembly
AUGACGCCUCCUUCUAGCCCGCAGACCUGCAACCAGAGGCCACAAGUCAAGCACGACCACUCACCUGUGCGCCGUGGCACGGGGCGGCGGCGACGACGGGGUGAGCUGCCAGCCGGCCACACCUUGGCCUCGCCGUCGAGGAUGCCAAAGUUGUGCCGCGAGCUCCUCCACGCCGGCAGCGGCCUCGUGCGGAGGCUCGGUGAUGACUGCCGCCUCGGAGUGGAUGUCCUCCAGCUCCAGUACUUGCAUAGGUCCUCCACCACCCGCUUGCCCUUUCUAGAUCUAGAUCCGAGAGCCAAAGGAGAGGGGGUCUCCACGCUGCCACCUGAAUCACCGUGGUCCCAACUGGAUCUGCCCCUUGUCGAUGGGAAGGUGGAGGGGGAAACGGUGGGAAGGUGA